AUGGAGUACUGCUCUAGAAUCCUCUAUAAAGUGGGCACUCUGCCUAGUUUCCAGUUUCAUUCAAGAUGCAAACAUAUGAAGCUGAAUCAUCUCAUCUUUGCAGAUGAUCUGCUUCUUUUCUCAAAAGGGGACUACAAUUCAAUUUGUAUGCUUAUGAGUGCUUUGAAAAUGUUUGCUGAGACUUCUGGUCUACAGAUGAGUCUUGGAAAGUCUGAAAUGUACCUGACUGGCAUGACAGAGGAUGAGAUAAGUAGAAUUCAGCAAGUAACAGGCUUUAGGAUUGGCUCUCUUCCAUUUAGAUACCUUGGUGCUCCUAUGAGCACUAAGAGAUUGAAGGUGGUGAAUGACUGUGAGGCUCUUAUUGACAAAAUGUGCAUGAGGGUGAAGGUUGUGCUUCAUAAUAUUAACUCCAUCUGCAGAAACUACCUGUGGCAUGGUUCCUAUGACAGCAACAGCCCUGGCUAUGUUGCUUGGGAUAUGGUUUGUACUUCUAAAGAUCAUGGUGUUCUGGGGGUCAGGAACAUCCUAUUAUGGAAUCAAGCUGCUGUGGCCAAACAUGUGUGGGCUAUUUCACACAAGAAGGACAGCUUAUGGGUGAAGUGGGUUCACUCUGUGUAUAUUAAUGAAGCAAAUUGGGAAGGCUAUCAACCUCCCACUAAUGCUAGUUGGGUAUGGAAAUGUAUCUGCCAUAUAAAAGACCAGUUGUGGCCUAUGAUUGCUAUAAAUGAUGCUACUCAGUUCAGCAUUGCUAAAACAUACAAGGCUCCUCUCCCUAAUGGACUGCCUUGGAGAUACAACAAAGGAUAUGGAAUAGAUUUUCUAUUCCUAAGCAUCGAUUCAUUCUUUGGCUUGCUUUGA
Molecule: messenger RNA, 858 nt
Organism: Beta vulgaris subsp. vulgaris (sugar beet)
Lineage: Eukaryota; Viridiplantae; Streptophyta; Magnoliopsida; Caryophyllales; Amaranthaceae
Exons: 2
Coding region: 1-858 (285 amino acids)
Source: RefSeq, a predicted model, not a curated record